This is a messenger RNA of Penicillium riverlandense, 1581 nucleotides long. RefSeq lists its product as uncharacterized. Gene Ontology annotation, molecular function: transmembrane transporter activity. Bases 1 to 1581 code for a protein of 526 amino acids. The record is from RefSeq and is a predicted model, not a curated record. The transcript is spliced from 6 exons. Lineage: Eukaryota; Fungi; Ascomycota; Eurotiomycetes; Eurotiales; Aspergillaceae. Gene Ontology annotation, biological process: transmembrane transport. Gene Ontology annotation, cellular component: membrane.
AUGGUGGACAAGGAGACGGAGGUGAUCGCGCAGGAUGAUCUGGACAUGCAGCGUCUGGGCAAGGCCCAGCAGUUUAAGAGGAACUUCCGCUUCUACUCCAUCUUGGGCUUCACCACCACGCUGAUGGCCACAUGGGAGUCGAUUUUGCUCACAAGUACCUACGGCUUGAUCGAUGGGGGUCGGGCCGGCAUGCUCUAUGUGUACCUGACCUCCUUCAUUGGGUUUUUCGCGGCAGUCAUUUCCAUGGCCGAGAUUGCGUCCAUCGCCCCGACCUCUGCUGGGCAAUAUCACUGGGUCAGUGAAUUUGCCGGUCCGCGGUUCCAACGCUUCCUGAGCUACAUUACCGGAUGGCUGUCGGUGGUCGGCUGGCAGACCGCAUUCGCCAGCAUCUGCUUCCUCUGCGGCACAUUGAUCCAGGGUCUGCUCGUCUUCAACUAUUCGGAUCCGUCGGGCUGGGUUUAUGGCUUUGAGCGGUGGCAUGGCACACUCUUUACCAUGGCCAUCGCCAUCGUGGGCACGCUGGUCAACACCUUCGGUGCCAAGUUCUUGCCACCAUUGGAAGGUGUCAUUUUGUUCCUCCAUUUGGGGGGAUUUGUCGCAGUCCUAGUUCCGAUCUGGGCGAUGUCUCCGUCCACCGCCUCUUCCCAGGAGGUCUGGACGCAGUUUACGAAUGGGGGUAAUUGGUCUAGCAUGGGUCUGGCAUGUCUGGUAGGCCAGCUGACUCCCAUCUUCUCAUGGACCGGCCCUGAUGCUGCAACGCACAUGUGUAAGUCCGUGCCACAAGAAUUUUUCAAGUUCGCGACUGACGAUUUUCCAGCCGAGGAGGUUCAAAAUGCCGCUUUGAUUGUUCCGUGGUGCAUGGUCUCGACCGCGAUCAUCAACGGCGUCCUGGGAUUCGUGAUUUUGGUCUCAUUGCUGUACAACAUGGGCCCAAUGAAGGCUGUCCUCACGCCCGCUAGUGGCUUCUCCUUUAUCCCAGCCGUUCAUCACGCCACCGGCUCCAAAGCUGCCACAAAUGGCGUGGCUGCGAUCAUCCUCGUGAUGGAGGUCUGCAGUGCCAUCAGCAUUCUAGCAACCUCUUCCCGGCAGACAUUUGCUUUCGCGCGUGACAAUGCCCUUCCUUUUUCAGCGGCGCUAUCCCGCGUCAAUCGGCUGGCGGGGAGUAAGAUUCCCGUACUAGCCGUGCUGGUCACGACUGUCGUCACCAUGCUGCUGAGCUUGAUCAACAUCGGAUCCACUGCUGCCUUUAAUGCCAUUGCCUCGGUGAUGGUAGCGGCUCUUUUCACCACGUAUAUUCUGUCAAUCGGUGCUCUGAUUCGCGCACGUUUCCAGUCCGGUGGUAUUCCGCCAUCCCGAUUCUCUCUCGGGAAAUUUGGGCUUCCACUCAAUGUGUUGUCAGUCGGGUAUCUUAUCUUCGCCAUCACCUUCACCUUCUUCCCGACCGCGUACAGACCGACUCCUGUGACAAUGAAUUGGUCGAUCUUGGUGUUUGGAUUUACAAUGCUUUUCGCGGUUGGAACCUAUUUUGUCCAUGGCCGGAAGAUGUACCAGGCGCCCGUCAUCCACGUGCACCGGGGCUAG